Messenger RNA from Neodiprion fabricii, 3472 nucleotides. RefSeq names its product vesicular integral-membrane protein VIP36. Bases 153 to 1139 code for a protein of 328 amino acids. Lineage: Eukaryota; Metazoa; Arthropoda; Insecta; Hymenoptera; Diprionidae. Gene Ontology annotation, biological process: endoplasmic reticulum organization; Golgi organization; endoplasmic reticulum to Golgi vesicle-mediated transport. Gene Ontology annotation, cellular component: endoplasmic reticulum membrane; Golgi membrane; COPII-coated ER to Golgi transport vesicle. The transcript has 7 exons. The record is from RefSeq and is a predicted model, not a curated record. Gene Ontology annotation, molecular function: D-mannose binding.
CACCAAAGCCCAUUAAGGCAAAUGUCUUUAUAUUCUUCAGUCAACGUUGUGUGAUUGCAGAAAGAUUUAAGACUUGUAUAUUUUUUCUAUCAUUUAGUAAAUAUCAGUGGAAGAUUAUUGAAAUUCCAAUCCGGCCUUCAAGCAACUGUUCAAUGAUCAUGACUUUUCCGUGGUGCUACAUGUUUAUCACAGGAUUAUUACUGUUCGAAACGUCCAGGGGAGAAUGGAACACGAGAGAUUACCUGAAGCGAGAACAUUCCUUAAUCCAGCCGUAUCAAGCUACGGGAAUGACGAUACCUUAUUGGGAUUUUGGUGGUGUCACAAUAGUGACAAAUAAUUAUAUCCGCCUGACACCAGAUGCCCAAAGCACCCAAGGAUCACUAUGGAAUUCAGUGCCAUGCUAUGUCAGGAAUUGGGAACUCCAAGUACAAUUCAAAGUUCAUGGAAAAGGGAAGGAAUUAUUUGGUGACGGACUUGCUAUCUGGUACGCCAAAGACAGAAUGGAAGGUGGCCCAGUUUUUGGUAACAAAGAUUUUUUUCACGGGCUUGCCAUAAUUUUGGACACUUACAGCAACCAUAAUGGUCCACACAAUCAUCAACAUCCCUACAUCUCAGCGAUGAUAAAUAACGGGUCUUUGCACUAUGACCAUGACCGUGAUGGAACGCAUACGCAGUUGGAAGGCUGCGAGGCUAAAUUCAGAAAUUUUGAUCAUGACACUCAUAUAGCUAUAAGAUAUGAAAAGGAUACCUUAACAGUAUCUACUGAUCUCUCAAACAAGGCUGCUUGGAAGGACUGCUUUUCUGUUCCUGGCAUAAAGCUUCCAACAGGUUACUACUUCGGAGUUACAGCGACCACUGGUGAUCUUUCCGAUAAUCAUGACAUAAUAUCAGUCAGACUUUAUGAGCUUGACCUGCCUGACGAUGUUAAAGAUGAAGAAGACAGAUCUCAAAUUCUUCCUUCAGCAAUGCAUUUCGAAUCUCCAAGAGAACAUGUGGAUGACCCUAAGCCAUCAGCUCUGAAUGGUGUCAAAACUUUCUUCUUGAUGCUCAUAGCUGCAAUUGUUUUAAUAGCAGUGCUAGUACUGGGAAUUAUGUAUUACCAGAAGCAUCAAGAAAAUAGUAGGAAACGUUUCUACUAAGCGAUACAUCUAGCAGUGUGUGCCGAAUGAUGCAACUUUGUACUGUGCGAAGCGUUUAGUUGGAUAAAAUAAAUCACGCGGUUACAGAGCUGUCGAAUAAAUAUUUUAAGUUUUUCGACUUAAUAUCAAGAGAAUUUAUAACAAGUUGUAUAGAAAUAAAUUACUACAUGAACUAGCGUUCAAUCUGUGUGCAGAUAAAAGUAUUUAUCCAACUGCUAGUAACCGUCAGAACUUUCAUAAAGUAAAAGAUCAACUACGUCUUUUUUCAGUUCAUAGUAAUUCAGAGCCAAAAAUACAUUUGCAUCAGUGUUUUCCAUUGUCAUAUCUAAAUGUGUCUACCAAAAAAAGAGAAAGAAAAAAAAACAAUUAAUAAAACCUGCACGAAGCUAAAUCAAACGAAGAAAGAAAGGAGGGGAGAAAAACAAUAAAAUCGUAUUCUAGUUGUAUAAGUUCACAGCUGAAUCUAACAAUACCUAUUCUAAUCGGAAGACUUUUAUAAUCAUAGCCAUUGCGUGACUGAAAAUCUAUUAACUGAGCGUAAAUUUUGAACGCUGAGAAAAAUUUGCUAUUUCUACUCUCCAAUGAUUGAAAAAUAACAUAAGGUCGUGAAGAUACGAGUUCAAAGGCUGCAGAUGUUUUUAUCGAUUGUAAAAAUACGAUAAUAACGAUAAUAAUAAGAAAGUAAUAAAUAUUUUGUCACUAAUAUUAUUUUAUCUGCAAGACGGAUCAGAGAGCGUAAAUUCUGUGAAAAUGAUUCUUAGUAGUAGACAAUUUAAUUUUUUACUGUAUAUACUUUCAAUAACGAUUAUUGUUUUUCCAUAGUCAGAUAUCAUCAUAAUAUGACACUCGAAUUUUAAACCAAUUAAACGACACCCGAUGGGCAGCUAGACAGAGUGAAACAAUUGAAAAGUUGAAAAUCUAUCAUAUAAUGGAUAUUGUUUCAGUCUAUUUGCGUUUCCAACACGCCAUCGCGUCGUUUCGUUUUAUUGAUUCAUUUUGUAAAACGAAAUGAGUGCAUACAGCUGUAAUAGCAAUGGCAAUAUGCAGUCGGACGAAUGAGAAUGAAUAAAUUUUCAUACACAAAGAUAUUACUUUAAACAUCCGCAAUGUUAUGUUAUUGUGUGAGGGUUGUAAGAAUGUGUUGUAUAUUGAAUGUAAGACAAAUCACGGUGGUGAUAUACUACUUUUUGUUAUAUGUAUAGGUACGUUAAUCGCGACUAUAAAUGAAGAAAUAUGUACAUAUAUGUAUCAGGGUUCGUAUGCUCAGGGAAAACCCGGAAAACCGGGAAAAUUCAGGGAGUUUCUUACAGCAGGGAAAAGUCAGGGAAUUUCGAAUAUAAGACUGGAAUUUUAAGUUUCUUGAAGAAAUAAACUCGUUCUCAUACGUACAUUACUUGAUAUCAAACCUCCUUUCGUUUUUGUCUUACUGAAAAUCGCUGGCUGUUGUUUGUAAAUUAGUAGUCGGACAGUAAAUUAAUUACUAGGUAAUAUUGAAGGUAUUAGUAUUAAUAUACAAAAAAAAAAUUGUCAUUAAUCAGCGACAUAUUUCUUGGAAGGUUACUGAAAAAAAUCCUAUUUUCAGGCUGGAACACCUGGAAAUGUCAGGGAAUUUCGGGUUCCAAAAAGCGUACGAACCCUGUGUAUAUGUAUACAUAUAUGAAAGAUAUAUUAUAUACAAAUAUGUCAGAGGUAUAUGAAAUAAAUUAGUGCAUUGUGUGAAUCCGAGGGAACAAAUUUCUCUGAAUAUUUAUUUAAAUAGAUAAGGGAGUAAUCGUAUUGUGUUUAUGGAGUCUUCCAGCUCAAUAUAACCAGUCUGGGACCAUUACCUCUGAUAUUAAUACAUCCUUUUUUCAUAAUUAUUCCAAAUUGUUGCAUUGUAUUUGUGAUAGAGAAAGUAAGAUAUAUACCUGUUAAUUUAUAAUAAAUAGAUGCUCAUAAAAAUUUUGUCAUCUACAGCUUAGAAAUAUAAAAUUGUGCCAUGAAAUUCCUGGAUAAUAAUUAUCUUUUUACGGGGUACGCAUUGUCAAUGGCUGGUUAAGUUUGAACGGAAUACUUAGCAUAUAUACAUAUACAGUAUGUCUUUUUAAUGAUGGGUAUGAACGAUUAAUCACAGACGGAAUUGGAGAAAGCAAAAGUAACUCAAUUUUAUGAAAUUAAGAAUAUAUUAACGAAUAGGAUUGGGAGAAAGAUUUUAAAUGAAAACAUAAAAAGAAAUCUCAAAGAAACAUCACACAAUCGACUCUCUUGCAAUAUAAAGACAAAAAUAAAAUAUAUUAUAAUAACGAAACUUUGCAUGUAAACUGUGAUCGAUUAAAAAAUGUGAAGAAUUUUCA